CAAUUAUAGGAGGGAGACUCAGCUCUUCGAAAGCAGAAUCAAAGGUUGGUCGUCACACCAUUGUGUUCGUAGCUACAACAAACAACAGAACAAGGCCGGAACACACAGAGGGGAGGACACUGUUUCAAGUGUUUGAAUGACCUGUCAGGUAGUUUAGCGGUUGGAAGAAUGUUGUUUGUUGAACACUAACAGACUAAAUAAUUCGUAUCGGUCAUGUGGGACACUACAACUGUUACUUAGUACAAGUGUGUAGAGGUGAGCUCGCCUGGUAUCAUGAUGCUAAAACGGAACACAUCAGAUACGUGGGCUGCGCCCAAGCUGCUGGCGGACGAUGCGGACCCGUUCGCCGAGAUGGGUUCGCCGAAUACUUCGUCGGCAGCACCUCCAGUCAGGCAGCAGCAGGCAGCCGCUCGCAGCACACCAGUUCGUCUCCACCCCCAGCUGGCCAGUGCGGUGCCAAGUUCGUCUACGCCACCAUUCGCAGCUCAGCCGGAACGCGUUUCUGCUUCACCAGCUCGCCUGCGUCCUGAGCUACCCCAUCCAGAGCAACCAGUGGAUUUCGACUCGCUGCGCAGCGACUCGUCCACUGGAAGCUUGAUCCGGCAACACGCCAACGCAGGCCACACGCCGGCACACUUCGCCAAGCGCAUUCGCCGAAACUCAUCGGAGCAGACAGCGCCAGGCUCGGCUGCACCUGAACGAAAUCAAUAUCGUCAAAGCGAACAUGUCACCGUCGCACAAACGACGCCCACACACCGGACAACAGGUGCACACUCGACUGGGCCAGGAGAACAAGCGCAGGAGGAGCAAUUCCGUGAGAAAGGCUUACACAACACUGGGACAACCGCACCAACAGGACGUCCAGACAAUGGCAGGCAACGUCGAGUAAUCGCGGAGCGAGGCAGACGCGCGAUGUCAGCGGGAAGCACCAGCCAAAGCAGCCGCAGCUCACUGAGGUCGUCCCCGUCGCAGGAUGGGCUAACACAAGAGCAAAACCACAUGCCAGGCGACCACAUGCCGUGGCCUUUGAAGACCGACUCUUACUUUACAGGCAACAAGACCAAGCGCUGUAAGGUGUUCCUCCUCAAACCGGAAGACGGCGCGUCGAAAGACUUCCUCCAGGUGGACAGCUCAGGCGGAGUAUCUGUGAACCCGGCCACCGUUGAUGCGUCGGUCUCGGUCUCGGCCGAGAACCUUGCAUCGAAGGCGACGUCCGCACAGUUCGACGGGACGGCCGAACGUACCGUCUCCGCCGUGAUGAAGCGCAUUGUGGAUCCGGCUCUGCUGGCAAUGACCCAACACCGUCGCCAGUCGUGCAUUGUGCUGUUCGGCGUGGACGACAGGGAGUGCGGCGUGUCGGGCACGCAGACAACUCUUGCCGGUCAACGUGCGCCCAAUUCCGGUGUUCAUGUUAUGUCGCUGUUCCUGACAACUGGCUAUGUCGUACUGGAUUGGCUAGCAAAGGCGCAGCAGCAGCAGCAGAAGGAGAAGGUUGACGGUGAGGUGGGAACGCUGCAGGUUAGCUGCAUUCAGCUAAGCGGACGGCGCGAGGCACAGGAUUUGCUAACCGCCAGGUCGCCUACGCUAUCCUAUGACGGCUCCGUGUCGGAGACAUCAGGUGCAAGCACAAGCAGUGCAAGGAUUCCCACCCAAUGGCAUACAGUACAGGACGGCCGUCGCUUACUACAGCUCUACCACCGCGCCAGACUGAUGCGACACAGGACCUCCUCGAGCGCUACAUCCCCAUCAUCAUCGUCGUCUCCGUCACCACGGCAACAGAGCAGCGAAGGCAUGGCAACACAUCAUGCCGUGCUGUCACUUCGCCUUCUGCCAAGUGGUCAGCAGCAGUCAGACAUGCUGCACGCACCGGACACGGGCUGUCUUCACUUCGUCGACAUCACCGCCCGGUCCAUACCCGCCGCCAACCUCUAUCCCGGGUCGGUGCCGCUGCCUGUCGACAACGACUACCCUUCCGACGUGGUGCAGACGCACUCGCUGUAUCAGCUGGUGCACGCGCUGCUGGUGAAACGGUUGAGCGUCGACUACUUGUCCACCAUGCUGACCGCCAUUCUUCAGCCACCUAUGCAGGGAAAGGCGGAUUUGUCACUUAUUCUACCCGUUGAUCACACUGCCGAGGACACUGUGAAAAUGAUAGCGUUUGCCAGGCAGCUCAGGACACUGCAUCUUCACUCACCAGCAUCUGCUCCACCCGUAACGGAGAGCCAAGCAAUGACGAGGAAGAAGAGAGCACAGAGUGCAGCUGCCGCUCCGUCUUGGCAGCGAAACCAACGCCGGCACUCGCUGCAACAGAUCACCAGCGGGAGCCUGCACGUAGCAGAGCCCGCUAAACGGCCACUGUCGGCCCAGUGGCGGGAGUCAUUCGGAAUCGGCGACGGGAGCAGUAUUACCCUAGAAGGCACUGGAUCUGCAGCUACGCUCCACGAGCCUCUGCAGUUGCCAGCCGUGACGACCGUGUCCCAAAGCAAGGUGCCCGUUCCGGUUUGGAGCACCUCACUGCCAACGUCUCCUACCCAGGACAAGACGCCUAGCUUUGACCCGACUAAACACACACCAGCCAGCGGCGGCCACGAGCGCAAGAACAGCUUCAACAGUGUGCGCAACGUCAAGUCUCUCCUGGUUUCCACGCCGACUCGGCAGCAUCAACAGCGGAUGUUCAGUAGGACUCUGGGAGCGAAUGACCGAAUGAAGCUCUUCAGGUUCCUGUCCCGUGAACAGCGGCCCUCGUCAGCUGAGCCUAUGCCGACAUUCUCCCAGGAGGAACCAGAUGCGGUGUACAAUGAUCACGCUAUAUCCGUGGACAGAAUGCCACAGGAUACGUCUAUGCAUCAGGACGCUGCGGAACGCUCUACUAAGUCUGUCGUCAUUGACAAGCAACAGCCAAUAACGAACGAGGCAAGAUUGGACGGAUAUCACCUCCCUGAAAGCACCUCACAGCAUCAAGAUGUGGACGCCGGACAAGACUUGCAGACCGAUGUCGUUUCUCCCGAGACCAGUGCUCCCAGCGUCCUAGAACCUAUACCCAACGUGGACAAAUCAACGCCGGAUGCGGCCAAGAAAUCCGAGUGUCUGAACUCCGAUGCCGGCGAAAUUGAAAUCGAGGACGGAAUAAGAUCCGAUGUUCCAGCUGAGAACGCCACCCCUCCACAGAAACUCUGCUCUGCAAGUGGACAGGCACACCCACUAGCUGGGCCAACAACAAACUUGACUACAGCAGUGCAAACCACUGAGGGUUUAGAAGACUGUCCGCAAGCAUCUCUUGAAGGUUCUGAGAAGGAAGAGAGCAUUCAGGUUGGUGCUUUGCCCGUGGAUGACGCCACCAGGCCAUUAGAGUCCAGUACGCCCAGUCUACUACGGGAUCCACUUGUUUCAUUUGCAACAACAGAAUCCGACAUAUCCACAUCACAUGCAGAAGUGCAAGCAGAGCUGCCCAAUGCAGCAACUACAGCAGAUGGUGAUCAGCCUUCCACGGUUGAACCGGACCGGAUUGCACUGGAUAUUAAACAGGAGGAGAAAUCACCGGAGCAAGUUAGCAAUGACUUGAAAACCGACAACCAGCCAGUUGUCUUGCUAGAAGAAAUUGAUGCCGAAGCUGGCACAGUGAAACGGAGAGAUAACGACUCGGCUGUCAACCAGGAGAACUCCACGAAUGAUGUAGACCAACAUUCUGACUCCGUCUCAUCAGUGACUGAAACCAAGCCAAUCUCUGAAAGGUAUGAUGGAUCGGCGCUCACUGAAGCAAAGUCUAAAUCCAGCAUUGGCAACAUACGCGAUAGUGGCAGUGAACCCGAAGCGAGUGCGACGACACUCGAAAGAUCACCCUCAGCAACAGCUGUGGGUGGAAAUCAACCACCACCCACUGCCCCACUGUUCAUCAAAACUGGUCGCUCGGCAGCCACUCAGCGUUCAAGGCGCGGGUCACGGCCAAGCUCCAGCAGCAGCGUAGCCAGUGUCCAGUCCAGCAACGCUGCACCGCUUUUCACCGCCACGGGCAACGUAGCCCGCAGGAGCCGCCACUCAUUGCCCGGUGAUGACGAGCUUGCAUCGUCCGAUCAGCCGCCCCCAGAGCAAGCCAACACCACCGGUGAAGUUGCAGCUGCAGAGAACCAGAUCGCACAGGAGGUAGACAGUGUUGCCAAUGACGAGCGAAAUUCGGAUCAAGCCCACGCCUGUGACGUGUCUCUGGGCAGGAGUAUGAGUAAGGAUACUGAGUUAAGUCACGUCUCCACGGCAGAUAUUACGUCCAAUGAGUUGGAAUCUGAUGUGAGUGUGCCAGCAAGUGUGGGCAAAUCUGAAAUCAACAUAUCAGGCCUAGAUUGCCAAUCAAAGCGUGGAGAGCAGCUGAAAGACACAGAGGAAGGGGCAACUACUAACACAGCAUCGCAGAAUGAUCCCAGUGCUUCGCAAGCUGACACCGCCAGCCUUUUGUCGGAUCGGAGCAGCCGCGAAAACGCCGACUCUGAAUCCCUUAACCAAAGCCAGCACAGCCAGCAUGCAGCACAGACGGACCAAGACUCGGAGGAUAGCCGCAGUUACCAUGACUACAACUACGAUGAUGACGAUUGGUCGCGUGUGAGCAGCAGGACGUCGCUAUCGAGAACUCCGUCCGUUCACGCCACCCAAGACAACGUCUCGCGCAGGACAGCAACGACGUCAGCUUCAAGCUCCGGCACGGACGCUGAUAGCGUUUCCCAUCGUCCUGACAACGAUCCAUUGGCAGAACAUACGGACAGCAGCGCAACACUGGAGAGGAAAUCAUCGGCAGCAUCACUUGACACUCAACAGAAUAAUGACGUAGAAAAACACAGCAUACGGCAUGACUCCAAGGCCAAGUCUACUGUGGAUCUUGAGGAACUGGAUAAUGUGGCAGAGAACGGUGCUGGGGAUCUGAAAGCGAAUGGUAGCGACAUUAAUGCAGGUUCUGGCGCGCAGCAUUCAGCUGAUGAAGUCUCUAACACACGGCUGGAUGAUGCAGCACUCAAGCAGCAGCAAGACUAUCGCAGUCAUUUAGAGGAGAAUGCACAUGAGAGUCCAAGAGCAAGCGGUGGCGGGGAAGUCAAUUCAAGCAUUGACUUGCACCAGUCCACUGAGGAAGUCGUUGACGCACAGCCGGAUAGUGUGGGUGUGAUGGGUGUACAGGGUAUGUCCUCCUCUAGCUUACAAAGAACAGAUGACAAGCAAGACUGCGACAAUGCGGGCACAGCAGAAGAAGCACCACAGGGAGUGGAUGAUUGCCAAAGCAUCAGCUCUUCCAGGAGCGGUGUACUGGUAAAUGACAAAGUCGCCAAGACUGACCCGGUCAUGGCUGGCGAUACGCGGAACACGGAGGGCACCGCCUCGCCGGAGGAACGUGACCCCGAAGCAGCAACAGCAGACACAUCCGUUGCUCCCAGCAUCUCUCAGGAUCGAACGUCUGAGCGAGGCGUCAGUGAUGUAGCCAUGUUUGAGGAAGCAGAGUCACUAGUUGAAAAUAACAUUUCAAGUCAGCUGGUAGAUGCCGCACCAACUCAACCGAGCACUGCAUCUCCUCAAGAGGAUGUUGAAGGAGUCAGUGAAUCAAAACAUGAGGACAUCGUGGAUCAAGGAGAGGCAUCCGAGGGCAAAAGUUCGGCUUCUCCAUCCAUCGAUCAGGACAACGCGGAUGCUAUUGACCUCUCACUGGAUUGUCCGCUGAUGAUAGCUCUUGCUGAGCCGAGCAACGGAAUACUGAAGGCGGGCUACUCCAGCUUCUCUGGAUCCAACUUGCUUCAUUGGUUGCUGGCGAAUAUGAAUAUAUCGUGUGUUUCGUCCGCUAACGGCAGUCAAGCGCUUGCGCAACGCAUCGUGGAGAACGCCCUCAUCCUUUGUCUCGAUGACGAUGACGAUAUGAUGACGUUCCGCAGUGAUGCAACGUACAGUCUGCUGCCUACGCACAAUGCCUGGUCCGUUACAACGGAUUCAAUUGCCUCGUCGUAUACAGUCGCCACCAGUGCGGUGCCAGAAGCCAAGGCAACCGAAUCCACUCCUAUGCAGGAGGCGAAGGACGUGCAGGAGACCAAACGCAGACAGUCGUCUGACUCCGGUACUGCCAAAGCGCAGCGACCGAAGUCGUCCUCCAGCUCCGGGUCUCGCCAGCAGCGGCGCAUGAGUCGUCGGAAGGCCGCCGAAGCAGCGUCGCGCCACAGCCAGCGCAGGGCCAGCGGCUCGGAAGACGUCGUCGGUUCUUCAUCUUCGUCGUCGGCUUCGGAAAGUGAAGUCUCGCGUAGCAGUUCUAGAUCCUCUAUAAGAGAGAGAGCCAGUAGUCCUGGUCCGUACGGUCAUCAUGGUCAAGCUGCGGGUGCGUUGCCUGCUGUUCACGAGGAGGGAGGACAAUACGCAGACUAUCAAUACCUAGCUCAGCAGCAGCAACAGCAACAGCAGCUCCAGUGGCAACAGCAGCAGGGGCAGGAAAUGCUCAACGGCGACCAACAUCAACAAAAACAGCUACAGCAGUAUCAUCAACAACAAUAUGUGGAUGCAUACGGCGGAGAUGCACAAGCUGCGGCUGCAGGUCAUAUGCAAUAUCAAGCUGACGUGCAGCAUACACAGGAUGGCAUGGUGAACGGGCAGCAUAUGCAGCAAGCCUAUCAAUAUGACCAACAGCAGCAGCAAGAGCUCUUGCUUCACCAACAGCAGCAGCAAGAGCUCUUGCUUCACCAACAGCAGCAGCAGCAGCACCAGGCACAGCAACAGUAUGCCGAUCCCGAGCAAGCGCGGAUUGGCGACAUUGAAAUCGUUCAGGAGACCAAGUUUGUCAGCAAUCAGGAAGUCCACAAAGCGGCACAGGCUGGAAAGAUCAAAGAACUCAAGAAACUAGUACAGCAGUACGGCGUGGACAUCUGCGACGAAGACCAGCGAACACCGCUGAUGUACGCAGCGAUGGGUGACAGUCGGAAAGCAUGUCAGGUUCUGCUGCAGCUUGGUGCUGACGUUGAUAAAGUGGAUACGUGUGGGCUGGCAGCUGUGCACUGGGCUGCCUACACCGACAAGCCACAGGCACUGCAAGCACUACUCAAGCACGGCGCCAAUCAUUCCAUGAGUCUGCUGGACACGCAGAAUCGCAGCGCCUUGCACUGGGCCAUCCGGUGCCAGGACACGCAGUGCAUGCGGCUGAUCGUGCAGCUGACCUCCCGGGACAUAGUCAACCACCGGGACCCAGAUGGUCUCACAGCGUUGCACUGGUGUGUGGCUUGUGAACACGUGGAGCACCUCACGAUACUGCUGCAAGUAGCCGCCGAUCUAGCACUCGUGGACAACGACGGGCGCACGCCUCUCACAUACGCCGUGCUCAGCAACUCUGUCCAGUGCAUCUCUACUAUUUUGCAACACUUCCCGGAAGCGCUGCGUGCUGUUGAUGAGAAUGGGCGUACGUCACUACACUUUGCGAGUGCAGACGGUCAACUGGAUACAGUCAUGGCUCUGCUACCCUAUCCGCACUGUGAUGUCAAUGCUCAAGAUGGCAAAGGUUUCACUCCACUGCACUGGGCACUAGCUGCAAAUCGGCCUCAGGUUGUCACGGCUCUUCUUAGGAGAGGAGCAAAUUGUGGUAUUCCUGAUGCUGAAGGCAGGACACCGCUGGACUUUGCUAGCAUGUACGGGCACACCGAGUGCAUUGCCGUCAUGGAGCAGUUCCUGACAGACCCGCAGCAGCAGCAGCGCCAGCGACAGCAGGCCCUGCGUCACUACCAGUCCACACCGGUUGCCAUGGCACCACCACACACAGCACCGACGGACGGCGCGGCGCAGCAUCGUACCCACCGUAACCACGGAAACGCUCAGGAAGGCCACGACGAUGGGUCGUACGAGCCAGAACGGGAUGGCGAGUACCAGCAGCAUUACCACCAGACAGGCAGCGGCAAUGUGGAGGGAGAACGUAAUCGUUCCGUGAGCAGGCAACAGCCGCUACCACCGGAAGACCCACCGCCUCCACCGUACCCCCAACCGCCUGCUACCCAUAACACUACACUCUCUCGCACCACAUCGCUACCACCAAAGCGCUCAUCUAGCGGCAGGUUAUCAAAGUUCAAAUCACUGAUCAAGAAAUCGUCGUAGAGAACUGCAGAAAAUUGUAUUAUAACCAUUUUGCUUUGAAUCUUAGCAUAAUCAAUAAUAGGCUAAAUAGUGGGAUUGAAAACUUUGAGAUAUUCACGUGAAAUUCUUGUGGUUGAGAUUGAAAUCGAUAUUGAAACGUUUCACCCUUGACCUUUCAUUCCUACUCUAUUUAUGUGAUUCUUCUUACGCAUGAUCAUUCCUUCCUUUAUGUGAUAAGCUAAGUCACAUUAGUCAA
Sycon ciliatum is the source of this 8323-nucleotide messenger RNA. RefSeq lists its product as uncharacterized. The record is from RefSeq and is a predicted model, not a curated record. Gene Ontology annotation, biological process: intracellular signal transduction. Gene Ontology annotation, molecular function: protein binding. The transcript is spliced from 19 exons. NCBI's taxonomy places the organism in Eukaryota, Metazoa, Porifera, Calcarea, Leucosolenida, Sycettidae. Bases 274 to 8088 code for a protein of 2604 amino acids.